UGACAGUUAUCUAAUAAGAAGUAGUUAUAAAAUAAAAAAUAUUAAGAUUUAUUACUGAAAAUAGUAUAAUGAAUUGGAUACAAUAGGUGCAUCUAGCUAAUAAAAUUAUUAUAAUCGUCUUAUUUUGUAAAAAAACAAUCAACCUGUACAUGAAAUCCUGAACUCCCCAGUGGCUCCCCAGGGAGCCACCUCGAAAGACGCGAAAAACGGCCGGGUUUUGACGGUUUCCGAGCCGCGACUCUCGGGUUGUGAAAGGUUAAGUAUUUAGCUUCAGUAGGAGACCGGCAGUCGGCUUGGCAACAUGUUGAAGAUAAGUUUGUUUUUGUUCGCGGCGGCGUCAUACUGUCUCGCUGAGGGUGAGGUCGAGCCCUCCACGGAAAAAUGGCACUACCCCGGCCACGAGUUCGACAGGACCCGCCUGGGAGACGCUGUCGACUUGGCCUCUAUGAAAUUGUUGAAGGAGGCGUACACAACAAAGGAUGAUAAGAACAUAGUGGCGUCCCCCAUCGGAGUGCUGCUGCUGCUGUCGCUAUACGCAGCCGGGGCUGAGGGGGGCAUCAGGGACGAGAUUAUCAAGGCCGUGGGAAGUUCCAACUAUGACGAGAUGUUCGAGUCGUACACUCGCCUCAGCAGCAAGUUCUCAUUCAUGGAUAGCAGUUACUUGACCCUGGCGAACAAGGUGUACGUGGCAGAUAAUAUGGAGCUGGCGAAUGACUUCUCCACUAGAGCCGUGCAGUCGUACAACAGUGAAGUGGAGAAGGUCGACUUUACAAAACCAGCUGAUGCUGUCGCGAUUAUCAACAAAUGGGCGGAUGAGAAGACCAAGGGUCAUAUCAAGGACGCCGUUACAGAAGACGUCAUAGAUGAUACCGUUGUUAGUGUUCUCUGCAACGUGAUCUUCUUCCAGGGCCAUUGGAAUGUUCCUUUCAAUGCAAGUGAGACCGUAGAGAAGGACUUCCACGUAGACAAGUCGAAGACCGUCAAGAAACAAAUGAUGCAUCUGGAACAACCCUUGUUCUAUCAAGAGAGCCCUGAACUCGGAGCCAAGAUGAUUGAACUUCCAUACAAGGAGAAUGGUUUCCGGAUGGUUGUUGUUCUGCCUGAUGAGAUUGACGGACUGUCGUCGGUGAUGGAGAAAGUGGCGCAGAAAGGGCUCCUAGCAGACGUGUUUGCUCUGAGCCCAGCUGGACGUGAGAUCCACUUGGACUUGCCCAAGUUCGAGAUAAAAUCAGGCUUGGAUCUUAACGGACUUCUUCCCAAAAUCGGUGUGUCGAAGAUAUUCUCGGACCCCGCUCAAGGUAUCGUGAAGGACGUUCCUGUGAAGGUGUCAAAGGCCUUCCAGAAGGCUUUCGUUAAGGUCGAUGAGGAGGGAGCCACCGCUGGUGCUUUUACUGGUUUUACCACUGUGACGUACUCGAGCUUUAGUCAACCACUUGCAACGCAAUUCAUAGUUGACCAUCCUUUCCUGUUUGCUAUUCUCCAUGAGGAUAAGAUCCUCUUCGCUGGAACUUAUUCGCACUAACAAUCUCAGCUGUAUCUACAAGUUUCGUUAUUGUGCCAACCUCUCUGAAUUCCCAGCCUCCUCCGGCAGUGCAGUUCAAAGUAGACCGUCCGUUCUUGUUCGCUAUUCUACAUGAAGAUAUUUUACUUUUUGCUGGAACUUACACUCAUUAAACAUGUAGAUACACUUACCUCAAGUUUUAUCAAGUUAAAUAAUUUUAUUGUAAAAUGGACAAAUAAAUUGAAUGAAUAUUUUGUAUUGUACCUAAUAAAAUGUUAUACUGAAA
Molecule: messenger RNA, 1787 nt
Organism: Pectinophora gossypiella (pink bollworm)
Lineage: Eukaryota; Metazoa; Arthropoda; Insecta; Lepidoptera; Gelechiidae
Product: antichymotrypsin-1-like
Exons: 10
Coding region: 302-1522 (406 amino acids)
Molecular function (GO): serine-type endopeptidase inhibitor activity
Source: RefSeq, a predicted model, not a curated record